This is a messenger RNA of Monoraphidium neglectum, 495 nucleotides long. RefSeq lists its product as hypothetical. Gene Ontology annotation, cellular component: Mpp10 complex; small-subunit processome; sno(s)RNA-containing ribonucleoprotein complex. The record is from RefSeq and is a predicted model, not a curated record. Bases 1 to 495 code for a protein of 164 amino acids. The transcript is spliced from 2 exons. Gene Ontology annotation, biological process: rRNA processing. NCBI's taxonomy places the organism in Eukaryota, Viridiplantae, Chlorophyta, Chlorophyceae, Sphaeropleales, Selenastraceae.
AUGGAGGAGGUCGCGCCCAUGGCCGUCAGCGCCGCCAGCAUGCGCACCGCCGCGGAGGCGUUUGCGCCGGAGGCCAAGGGCGAGGCAAAGGCGGACGGCGAGCUUACGAGGGAGGACCGCAAGCGGCGGCGGGCCAAGAGCAAGCGCCAGCACUCGGCCAAGGAGAAGGCCAAGGUGGCGGAGCGCGCGGCGCGGGCGGCGUCGGAGGGCGGCGACGCGACGAUCACCGGCCGCAAGUCGCUGUCGCAGCAACUGGACGCCGCCGCCAACGCCGGCCUCAUCACGCGCGGCGGCGGCGUGGGGGGCGGGGCCGGCGGGAAGAAGGGCAAGGGCGGGGCAGCGGCGGGGGCGGGCGCGGGCGCGGGCGUCAAGUUUGGGCGGUCCGCGGCGGCGUUUGGCGCGAUCCAGGAGGCGCGGGACGGGGGGAGCGGCGGCGGCAAGAAGGGCGCGGGCGCGGGGCCGCCCCGCAAGUCGGCGGCGGCGCUCAAGCUUUGA